Messenger RNA from Ipomoea triloba (trilobed morning glory), 660 nucleotides. Its product is annotated as protein PLANT CADMIUM RESISTANCE 7-like. The record is from RefSeq and is a predicted model, not a curated record. NCBI's taxonomy places the organism in Eukaryota, Viridiplantae, Streptophyta, Magnoliopsida, Solanales, Convolvulaceae. The transcript has 4 exons. The coding region runs from base 94 to 582 and encodes 162 amino acids.
AAGCAUUCAAGCUUGAAUUGCUACCUUUCCCUUCUGCACAUAUCCAUACACUAACUUGUUAUUUCUAUUAUAUUCUCAUAUAUAGCUAUUAUAAUGUGUGCAAAUUAUGUUAACGGUGAAGUGAACGGAAAAGCCGCUUAUGGGCAGCCGGUCGGAGCUCCGGUGGGAGUACCCAGUCAAUGGACCACCGGCUUAUGUGGUUGUUGCGAAGACUCCUCAAAUUGCUGUGUGACUUGGUGCUGCCCUUGCAUCACCUUUGGCAGGAAUGCUGAAAUAAUUGAUAAUGGAGUUACAUCUUGUGCUCAUGGUGGGAUUAUAUACUUUCUGCUCGCCUGUGUUGGGUGUGCAUGUUACUAUACAUGCACUUACAGAACAAAACUCAGAGCUUUCUUCAACCUCCCUGAGGAUCCCUGUAAUGACUGCUUGGUUCAUUGCUGCUGUCUCCCUUGUGCUCUAUGCCAGGAACACCGAGAGCUCAUGAACCGUGGCGUUGACCCCACCCAAGGAUGGAUGGUGAAUGCACAAAAAUGGAAGGAAGUUACAAUGGUGCCUCCAGCUGUUGCACCUGCCAUGGGUCGCUGACUUUGGAUUUUAAUUUGAUGGUUUUUAAUUAAUUACAUUAUAUUAUUGUCUAUUUCCUAUAUAUGUAUUUCAAUUCAA